AACCCCCGACUGUCGUAAACCGGUGAAUGGCUUCUGGAGAGAGGCAAGCGGGUGAGCGACUGAGGAGCGGCUGUUCCCCCUAAAGCACAACCCUCCCCUCCCGCUGACCUCUUUCUUUUCGCUAAGCAAAGGCCAUGGAUCCCAACAGGAUCAUCCAGGCCCUCAAAGGCACCAUCGACCCCAAGCUGAGGCUGGCGGCUGAGAAUGAACUCAACCAGUCUUACAAGAUUAUCAACUUUGCUCCUAGUCUGCUACAAAUCAUUGUUUCUGAUCAAGUGGAAUUCCCAGUCCGGCAGGCAGCGGCUAUUUACCUGAAGAACAUGGUGACACAGUACUGGCCAGAUCGAGAGCCACCACCUGGUGAGGUGAUAUUUCCAUUCAACAUUCAUGAAAAUGAUCGACAGCAGAUUCGAGAUAACAUUGUGGAAGGAAUCAUUCGUUCUCCAGACUUAGUGAGGGCUCAGCUGACAAUGUGUCUCCGUUUUAUCAUAAAACAUGACUUCCCGGGACACUGGACAGCAGUGGUGGACAAAAUAGGCUAUUACUUGCAGUCUCCAAAUAGCGGGAACUGGCUAGGAAGCCUACUGUGCCUGUACCAACUUGUGAAAACCUAUGAGUACAAGAAGGCUGAGGAGCGUGAUCCCCUCAUUGCUGCGAUGCAGAUAUUUUUGCCUCGGAUUCAACAGCAGAUGAUCCAGCUCCUUCCUGACAACUCCCACUAUUCAGUGCUCCUUCAGAAACAAAUCCUAAAAAAUUUCUAUGCACUUGUUCAGUAUGCACUGCCACUUCAGCUGAUGAAUAACCAAACCAUGACUCAGUGGAUGGAGAUUUUCCGAUCUGUCAUUGACAGAAGUGUUCCUCCUGAGACUCUACAAAUCGAUGAAGAUGAUAGGCCGGAACUGGUGUGGUGGAAAUGUAAGAAGUGGGCUUUGCGGAUUGUUGCUCGUCUUUUUGAAAGAUAUGGCAGUCCUGGAAAUGUAACAAAAGAAUAUUUUGCGUUUUCUGAGUUCUUCUUGAAAACCUAUGCCGUGGGAAUCCAACAGGUCCUUCUAAAAAUCUUGGACCAAUACAGGAGGAAAGAAUAUGUCGCUCCUCGUGUCCUUCAACAAACAUUAAAUUAUUUGAACCAAGGAGUCCAUCACUGUAUAACCUGGAAGCAGAUGAAACCACAUAUGCAGGCAUUGUGUGAAGAUGUGAUCUUCUCCCUGAUGUGUUAUAGAGAUGAGGAUGAAGAGCUUUGGCAAGAGGACCCCUAUGAGUAUAUCCGCAUGAAAUUUGACGUGUUUGAGGAUUAUGCAUCCCCUUCAACAGCAGCUCAGCUUCUUCUGUACACUGCAGCAAAAAAGCGAAAAGAGGUGUUACCAAAAAUGAUGGCAUUUUGCUAUCAGAUUCUGACUGAACCCAAUGUUGACCCUAGGAAGAAAGAUGGUGCAUUACAUGUGAUUGGCUCUCUAGCAGAUAUUUUGCUGAAGAAGAGUGUAUUCAAAGAUCAAAUGGAGCUGAUGCUGCAGAAUCAUGUCUUCCCAUUGUUUAUGUCAAAUCUGGGAUAUCUGAGAGCAAGAUCCUGUUGGACCCUUCAUUCAUUCAGCUCUUUGAAAUUUCACAAUGAACUCAAUCUGCGGAAUGCCGUUGAGCUGACAAAGAAAUGCCUGAUUGAUGACAAAGAAAUGCCUGUGAAAGUAGAGGCGGCCAUUGCACUUCAGUCUUUAAUAAGCCACCAAGAGCAAGCAAAAGAAUACAUUAAGCCCUGCAUCAGGGCUGUUAUGCAGGAGCUACUGCUUGUUGUCCGAGAGACUGAGAACGAUGAUCUCACCAAUGUAAUCCAGAAGCUGAUUUGUGAAUAUAGCCAGGAAGUAGCAACAAUUGCUGUUGAAAUGACACAACAUUUGGCAGAGAUCUUUGGCAAAGUUCUUCAAAGUGAAGAAUAUGAAGAAAUGGAGGAUAAAACUGUUAUGGCCAUGGGGAUCCUGCAUACAAUUGAUACGAUUCUGACCGUUGUGCAAGACCACAAGGAGAUAACUCAACAGUUGGAGAGCAUUUGCUUACAAAUCAUUGGACUUGUCUUGCAAAAGCAUGUAAUAGAAUUUUAUGAAGAAAUCCUCUCUCUCGCAUACAGCUUGACAUGCCACCUUAUUUCACCACAAAUGUGGCAGCUUUUGGGUGUCUUAUAUGAAGUGUUUCAGCAGGAUUGCUUCGAGUACUUUGUAGAUAUGAUGCCUCUCUUGCACAACUAUGUCACUGUUGAUACUGAUACUUUAUUGACAAAUCCCAAAAACUUGGAGAUAAUUUACAGUAUGUGUAAAAAGGUAUUAACUGGUGACGCAGGCGAGGAUGCUGAGUGUCAUGCAGCCAAGCUCUUGGAGGUCAUUAUUCUGCAGUGCAAAGGGAGAGGCAUUGAUCAGUGUAUCCCUCUCUUUGUCGAAGCUGUUCUAGAACGCUUAACACGAGGCGUCAAAACCAGUGAGCUCCGCACUAUGUGUCUGCAGGUUGCCAUUGCUGCUCUUUAUUAUAAUCCCGCCCUCCUUUUGCACACUUUAGAAAACAUCCGAUUUUCUCACAACCCAGAACCUAUCACUGCACAGUUUAUAAAUCAGUGGAUGAAUGAUACAGAUUGUUUUCUUGGCCUUCAUGACAGGAAGAUGUGCAUCAUAGGACUGAGCAUCUUGAUAGGGCUGCCAAACCGACCUCCUGCUGUCGACGCAGUGGCUGCGCAAAUUGUUCCAUCCGUUCUCCUCUUGGUCUUGGGCCUAAAACAAGUGUGUGCCACCCGGCAGCAUACAGAACAUGAAGAGCGUGCUAGAGCUGAAAAGAACGACACAGAAGAUAAUGAAGAGAUUCCAAGUGAUGAAGAGGAGGCAAAUGAAGUAACCCAGGAAAUGCAGGAGAACCAUGCAGGCGGCGGAGGUGAUGUAGGGGAUGAAGAUGAUGAUGACGACGACGAUGACUGGGAUGAUGAUGCUUUAGAAGAAACUGCUUUAGAAGGCUUCAGCACUCCCAUUGACUUGGAAGAUGCUGUGGAUGAAUAUCAAUUCUUUACACAGGCACUAAUAGAAGUACAGAGCCGAGACGCGGCCUGGUACCAUUUGCUGACCACUCCACUCAGCAAUGAUCAGAAGACCCAGCUGCAGGAAAUCUGUGCAUUAGCUGAACACCGGAGGAGUUCUGCAGAAGCUUCUGUAUAUUGGAACCUCUCUGGGGUGGAGCGGAAGGGAAGUGUUUCAUAAGGAUUUCCACACCUUUAAAAAGGAGAGGCCAAGCUUUAGAAAAGAAAAAGGAUAGAACAGCAAAUGGGCUUCACAUUCAAUAAUAAAGAAUUGGUCUCAGGAUUUAACUUUGGCAGUGCUCCGGGAACCAACUGAAGGGGAAAAUGCUUUAAAGAGACUACAGAAUAUUUCAUUAUUGCAUUUUAUUAAAACGACAGCAUCAUUUGUGACUUGUGAACGGACAAGGGAAGGCUCCGGAAGAUUCCCUUUUGGGAAAGGCAUUGGCUAACCCUCUUCUCACCCUCUUACUCAGACACUCUUUCUAACCAGCUACUGUAAUGUAUAAAGUCUUGUGGUAUUUUUAUAAGUUGUUGAACUGAAAAGAAAGUCUCUGUCCCUUUUCCUUCUGCUAAGGAAGCAGAGCAGCAGAUGCCUGAAAUUGGAUGGAGUUGCACCUCUCAGGUCUUUGCCAUUGAAAAUGAAGGGGUCCCGUGGAGAACAGUGCCUUCUGUUGCAUAUGGAUUGCCUGAACACAAGAAUUUUGGAGUGCAUUGUAUUUUUUCAUUUUUUAAAGGAAGGACAUUUAUAGGCACACUUCAGACCUUGUUUUCCAUGCUCUUCAGUUACCUUACUCUAGUUUAAUUUUGGCUGCAUUUUGUCAGUCACAAACAUCCCAUCACAAAUCUUUCCACUUUUCUGCAUUUGUGUACAUUCAGGUAAUGUUCCCUAGAGUUAUAAAAAGUAUGUUUUUGUAAGUGUUCUCAGAAAGCAGAUCUUCCAUGAAAAAAACCCACCCCCUUAAGAGGACCUCAUUCAUGCAUUCUACCCUGGGUGGUGGGAGCUCCCUUCUAUCCUGCCUUGUCUCCAUCCCAUUCUUGGCCUGCAGCAACUGGGUCUCUCUGUUGUCAUGUAUAGAUCAGAACUUGUCCAAAGCACCCUGGCAACUUACAUUGUUUAAUGCAAACAUGGGCUAACUUUGGCCCUCCAGGUGUUUAGGAAUUGUAGGAGCUGGAAGUUCAAAACACUUGGAGGGCCAAAGUUUGCCCAUGCCUACCUUAAGGGAAGAUACAGCAGUGGUAAAUCGGUCUUUCUGGAAAAUGUGUGUGCUGCAGAAUCUGAGAAUGUUAUUUUUCUGAUUUAUCGUUCCCAGAAUCUGCAUCUGCUAUAGGUAGUGGGCAUUUGUCUAUUUGGGGGGCUGUAAAAUUAACUUCAAGUAUUUUGGCUGAUCUGAGAUACCUUAAGAGUUCAUGAGAAUAAUCUGAAAGCCACUGCUUCAGUGAAACUGGAAGACAUGCAGAUCUUUUACGAGAAAAGUCUGUUGAUAUUGCAAUGAAGCUCCUGGCCUUGCCCCUUCAGAUCAAGAGGAUUUCCACACCUUUAAAAAGGAGAGUGCCAUUGUGGAUUUUAUUAGUGUAUCAGUAAUCAGAUGGUGGGCUUUGUAAGUAGGUGUCAGCCUUAUGAUAUCUGUCUUGAGUGCUUUCUACUUGCACAGAAUCCUUAUCAUUCUUCCAACCCAUGUCAGCAAUGAAAACCUAGGAUUUAAAGAAUUGUUUUUAUUGGUUGCCUUUCCCUUAUCCUGUAUAAGGCAACUGGGUGAUCAUUUUGAUUUUUCCUUUGUUUUCUGAGCAAAACAUGAGUGGAAUAGUCAAUUAGAAGAUUGGUGCAGAAUGGUGUCAGAUAGUUGAUACCUAGCUGAAAAUGUGGGAGGGGUUGUGGGUGUUUAGCACUACUGAUCACUGUCUGUAUGAUGUGGACUGGACUGAGUCCUUAACUAUCAGGUGACCUUUCCCAUGCUCAAAUGUCAUCUAUUUCUCUCUUUAGCUGCCCUCUCCUUAACUUAGCAAUAUUGGGUAUUCCUUUUGUGAGUGUGGUAUUCAAGCUGCUCUGGUUUCUAGCCAUCCUUGACAGAUGUUUCUUCUGAGAUAUUUCUUGUUUUUGUGUUCAUACAAAACAGAUACACCAAGCUGAAGGAUGUGAACAUAUCUUAACUAUGGUUCCCCUGCUUUAAAAUAUACAUGCAUGAGGGUUAAGAUCAGACACCUACCUCAGUGGAUUUGGAAAGGAAAAGCUAUGUUUGGAACAUGAGUGCAGCCUUCAUAACUGACUUGGUUACAGCUAUAUGUUGUACUUUGAUCUUGGGCUAAGAUUCCCAGUAUACAAAAGCAACACUGGUGUACUGACUGGUGUACCUGUGAAAUGAAUAUAUUGGCAAGCACCACUCAAUCUCAUUCUGAUAUCAUUUUAAAAGAGGUGCACUCCUUCCAAAAAUUCAAUUCACUUAGACUCUGACAAGUUAACAUUUACAUUCUAUUUAGGUUUUUAUCUGGAGUGAUGAGCUCCCACCUCCUUUUUAAUUUGUUUUGGAUCCUUGUUGAUCUUGUCCUUUGUGUCCCAAAGACACUUCAUGUAGUGUACAUGUUUUAGCCUAUUAUAAUCCAUUUCCUUUGCCUUUCUGGAAACUGUCACUAUGCGUUUGGUAUGAGGAUGGAAAAAGAUAGGGAGAGUGUGUGGAAAUAAGAGUUUUUAAAAUAGGAGAAAAUAAGAGUUGAUGUUUGGGCAUAAAUGCUAGAAGUAGUAUCAUUGUAUUCCUUACAAAUACUUUGAAAAUUUCUUAGCAUUUAGGCCCAUUUUGCUUUUAUCAUCUCACUUUUCUUCUUUUAAUAAUUCCUUGUAGAAUUGAUUAUCCCAGCAGCAAUCCUGCUGAUGUGCUGUGCUGGAAUAAGUGUUCAAGUGUAGGCAAGUCAUGACAGGAGGAAGAAGGACGUAAGUGCUGUAAUCAUAAAGAAUAUGAGGCAUUGGGGAAACAAGCUGCUCAAAGCCAUGAGGUUUAGUUGCUUUCUCAUGCUACUGUCCUGGAACUGUAUGAAAAGUAUAACCACUAGCAUCAUGCACCAACAAUUUUCCAGGCCUUUUCUAGAGGAUUGGAAGUAUCUUUCAGGAUUCUGUCCAUAGCUCAAUCAGAGAGGAACAAAAAUAUGUACUGAUUGUCCUCAAUGAAUACCAGGGAAAUCAUUGCAUGGUAUUAUAGCACUGUUGAUACAUCCAAAUCAUUUGGCAGUAUAACAGACCCAGCCGGUUCAUCUGAUGUGGUACCUCUCCUCUUAGAACACACCACAUUAGGCUACCAAUGAGAAAAGGGCACCUGUCUUAAUGUUUCCUUCCCCAACUCUUCCUAUGUUUUUAAAACUAUCACAACAGAGGGAAAUCUUCUCUCCUAUAUCCUAGUUUAUGGUGUGCAAGGAAGAUUAGGACAAGACUACUUGCUCAGUUAACUAGAUGGUGGGUAGUGCCUGGAGAGUAAUAGAUGCUGAGAUUCUGCUACCUAUAUAGACAGUUGUUAGAGAAGUGCCUGCCCCCUAAUAGGCAUUUGCACUGAGAAAUACUUGAGCAUCUCAUUGGUCUCACAUGUUGCCUCAUCAUUUUGCACCCCCCUGCAUCUAUCUUACUGUUUUUUGAUGUUGAGAUGAGAUAUGACAGGGCUGUCUUGAGACAGAUUUCCUUGGAAGCCCAAGAAGGAGUGAUUGCUUCACAUUUGUCUGUUCAGUGCUUGUUGACUGCACCAACAGGUAGUGACUGGCAUGUAUAAAUGAGGCCAUCAUGUUUAUGACAGUAUAUAGUAGCAUUUUUGUGUUGUCUCCCAUCACCUCAAAGACAAUGUUUUUCAACAUCAAUUCACCCUGCUUAUUACUAAGUAAUAGAGUGACAGAUAUCUAAGUCAUGGGCAUGCAACCCGUAGGAGUAUUCCAUCUGUCUUUAAACAACCGGUGCCAAAUUCUGCUACUGUCGUGAUGAUUACAGGCAUUCUGGGUUCUUAAAUAUGGAGUUGUUUGUAUUGUUUAAUCUACCAGAACCGUAAACAUGUAGGCAAACCUAAUUGUUCCCUCUUGCUAAAUUUCAAACCCUUGUUCUCAAAAGAAAAUUGAUGCCAGGUGGCAGAAUCUCCAUCUUUUCUUUGUUCUGCCUUUGACUAAAGUUGAAGGAAUCACCAUAGUUACGGUAACAAAACAAACACUGCAUUGAAACAGUAGCCUCCUACAAGGAGAAUGCAAGAAAGAACAGUUUCUCCUCAAUUGUGAAUGAGUCUUGAUCUGCUUUAACUUAACUUAGUUUAAAAUUUUGUGUAACUACACAUGAAACUGUACUGUAGGCUGGUGGAGUCACAUUGCAAGAGCAGAGAAACCACUUUCAGUUUUAUGACAACUCCACACACAGGCAGCCUGAAUUGUGAAGGAGUUUCCAGGAUGCUGGAGCCUUUCCUGAUUGGCCUUUGGCACCAGGAGAGAUCCUGUAUAGAUUGGACGAAUUGUGAGAGGGGUGACCAUAAAGCUGAGAAGAAAUCCACUACUGACUCCUGCUGAACUAGAACACCAUCUCGUGUGUGUGUGUUUUUCAUAUGUGCCUCUUAUGUUUUAAUAUUCCUUUACACUGGACUCUCUUUGUAAAAAGUCUCCACUGUGAAAUGUUUUCUAGGAUUACUAAGCGAUUUGUUCUAAAUCAGAGAGAGAAAAAGAGAGAGAGCACUACUUCCCAAGCUGUCAAGUAGCAAAAGCUUUGUAUUACACUCUACAUACUAGAUCACUUUCCCUCCAUCUAGGGAAAAUCUUUAAUGUUCUCUUGGCAAUCAGGCCUAUGUGUUCUAUGCAGUUCAACAUUUUAGAAAGAACUCGAUCAGAUUUGGAAAAUGUGUGGCCUUGAAAUGUUGGAAUGCAAAUCCCAUCAAGCCUAGCCUGUGCAACCAAAGAGGAGGCAUUAGCGCAGCCUAGCAACACCUGAGAGCCCUUCUGCUUAUCAUGUGCGCUCUACAUCUCUCUCAAGUCUCCCCCUUGAUUGGGCAAGGCCACUGCUACAACUAAAGUGGUGGCUAAGUCUCUUCUAACUCAGUUCAUUUUUCACCAGUGUGCCCUGUGUUUCAUUGGCCAACACAGACAAAAAGGCCACUUCAGUAGGUAAUGUGAAAGAGACCUAUGAGAUUUGCUGCUCUAUAAUUCCGAGUUGUUAAAGGUUGUUUUUGUUUAAGACUUCUCUCACAAAAACUCAGGUUAUGGCAUAAGUAUCCCUCUUUUGCUCUUUCCCUUUUUAACUUCCCCUCUCUCACACACACACACUGAAGAAAAUGAUCCAGAGGUGUUUUUUCAAGACCACCUGUAUAUAACCUGGGCUAUGUCAGGGCGUUAAGACUUGAGUCUUCCUAAGUCUGGACCCAGCACUCAAAACAGAUUGCUGUGCCAUCCAGACUCUCUGCUGAGAUUGGGAUUGUUUAACCAGAUGCUUAGCAAUACACCUGCGGGUGUUUGAUGCAAAUAUGAUGUCAUACUAGUUUGAGCAAAUUCUGACAUUUGAUUACUGUAUUUCAGAAAUAAUGUUUCUGAGUGGUCACUACCCUCGCACAAGUGAAUACUCAUUGGAUCAUCCAUAUAAUUGGUUCUAGGAUUGUCUUGUGGUUCAUCAUUCUUCUGUGAUUUGCCAAUUAGUCCCUAAGUGAGUUGUAUAUUAGACUUACUUUCAUGCUGUAUUUUCACAUGUAUGUCAGUUAUUGACAUUUCUGUAGGAGUUGUUCUAUGGAAACAACAUGUUUAUAUUGGAAACACCACUCUUUAUGAGCCUGAGGACCAUCUGUCCUAUGUGUGCUUGCUAACAGGAUGUCUUCUAACAUUGUUGCCCUCUGUCUGCCUUGCACUUCCAAGAGUGUAUUGGAUUGCCUUGAUUUUGUUCUCUUUACUUCUGGGUGCCGCUUUUAGCCUCCAUACUGAAUCUGUGGCUGUACCUGUAUGGCAGUUCAUUGGAUCCAGAACACAAAAUAAAAUUCUAGACAUCUCCAUAAUAAAAGUGUCUGCUUUGAGGUCUCCUAUA
Messenger RNA from Anolis carolinensis (green anole), 9053 nucleotides. It is a transcript of the gene ipo8, whose product is annotated as importin 8. NCBI's taxonomy places the organism in Eukaryota, Metazoa, Chordata, Lepidosauria, Squamata, Anolidae. Gene Ontology annotation, molecular function: small GTPase binding. The record is from RefSeq and is a predicted model, not a curated record. The transcript is spliced from 26 exons. Gene Ontology annotation, cellular component: cytosol; nuclear envelope. Bases 135 to 3224 code for a protein of 1029 amino acids. Gene Ontology annotation, biological process: protein import into nucleus.